AUGUCAACUCCCGGUGCUGCGAUCUCCAAGAGACGCAAGUUCGUGGCCGAUGGUGUCUUCUUCGCUGAGUUGAACGAGUUCUUCCAGCGCGAGUUGGCUGAGGAGGGAUACUCUGGUGUUGAGGUCCGCGUUACACCCACAGUCACCGACAUCAUCAUCCGCGCAACCCAUACCCAAGAAGUUCUCGGAGAGCAAGGACGAAGAAUCCGCGAACUCACCUCCCUCAUCCAGAAGCGAUUCAAGUUCCCAGAGAACUCCGUCUCUCUCUACGCCGCCAAGGUCCAGAACCGUGGUCUCUCCGCUGUCGCCCAAUGCGAGUCCCUUAGAUACAAGCUCCUCAACGGUCUUGCCGUCCGCAGAGCAUGCUAUGGUGUCCUCCGUUUCAUCAUGGAGAGUGGUGCUAAGGGUUGCGAGGUUGUCGUUUCUGGAAAGCUGCGUGCCGCUCGUGCGAAGAGCAUGAAGUUCACCGACGGCUUCAUGAUCCACUCCGGUCAGCCAGCAAAGGACUUCAUCGAUUCGGCCACUCGUCACGUCCUCCUCAGACAAGGUGUUCUCGGUAUCAAGGUCAAGAUCAUGCGAGGAUCCGACCCAGAAGGAAAGUCAGGACCACAGAAGUCGUUGCCAGAUUCCGUUACUAUCAUCGAGCCAAAGGAGGAGCAAAGCGUUGUCCAACCAAUGUCCCAGGAUUACGGUGCGAAGGCUGCUGCUGCACAAGCCGCUGCUGAGGCUGCACGUGCGACCGAGCAGGGUGAGGAAGCUCCAGCAGAGGAGCAAUAG
Molecule: messenger RNA, 777 nt
Organism: Cadophora gregata
Lineage: Eukaryota; Fungi; Ascomycota; Leotiomycetes; Helotiales; Ploettnerulaceae
Gene: RPS3
Product: 40S ribosomal protein S3
Exons: 3
Coding region: 1-777 (258 amino acids)
Biological process (GO): translation
Cellular component (GO): nucleus; cytosolic small ribosomal subunit
Molecular function (GO): structural constituent of ribosome; RNA binding
Source: RefSeq, a predicted model, not a curated record